GGCAUGGCUCGCUGAGAUUAGCUUUAGCUGUGGUUAACUCCUCCACAAGUGUUCACACGCCACGACUGCUUCCACAGGGUCAAUAUGGACUUAUUCAACAAAAUGUUCAUCGACCAUUUAAGAAAGGAAUGAGAUCACUCGAGAAGAUGUUUCCUCACUCAGGGAAAUCCAUCGUCUUUGAUAGCUUUCCAGAUCCAUCCGACACCUGGGAGAUCAUUGAGACUAUUGGUAAAGGGACAUAUGGGAAAGUUUAUAAAGUGCUUAACAGGGUCAAUGGCAGCAAAGCCGCCGUCAAAAUACUGGAUCCAAUCCAUGACAUUGAUGAGGAAAUUGAAGCUGAAUAUAACAUCCUCAAAACUCUCUCAGACCAUCCCAAUGUCGUCAAGUUUUUUGGAAUGUUCUACAAGAAGGAUGUCAAGAUCGGAGACCAGCUAUGGCUAGUGCUAGAGUUGUGUAAUGGAGGGUCUGUCACAGAUCUGGCUAAAGGUAUGUUGAAAAGAGGAGACCGCAUGGAGGAACCCAUCAUUGCCUACAUCCUACAUGAAGCAAUCAUGGGUCUCCAGCAUUUACACAUCAAUAAGACCAUCCAUCGAGAUGUCAAGGGCAACAACAUCCUGCUCACCACAGGAGGAGGAAUCAAGAUGGUUGACUUCGGGGUAUCGGCCCAGCUUACAAACACCCGGCUAAGGAGGAACACCUCGGUCGGAACGCCCUUCUGGAUGGCACCUGAGGUCAUCGCGUGUGAGCAGCAGCUCGACUCCACGUAUGACGAGCGCUGUGACGUGUGGUCUCUCGGGAUCACGGCCAUAGAGCUGGGUGAUGGAGACCCGCCCCUGGCUGAUCUUCAUCCAAUGAGAGCUCUCUUCAAAAUUCCAAGAAAUCCUCCACCCACCCUACACCAACCAGAGCUCUGGUCAAACGAUUUUAAUGAUUUUAUAUGCAAGUGUCUGAUAAAGGAUUUUGAGCUCAGGCCCAAUGUGUUUGACCUUCUUCAGCAUGUCUUCAUCAAACAGAUUGUGGGGCGAGAGAAGACGCUGCAGAAGCAGCUGAUGGAGCUAAUCGACCUCAACCAACAAAUGGGCGUUAUCGAGAAAACAAGCCAUCUUGGAAUAACUGAAAGGAGAGACAGUGAUUCCAGGUAUGAUAUAUGUACGAACACAAUCACCGAACAGCUACAGAGACGUUAUACAAAGGAGCAGAUCUACACCUACGUUGGAGACAUCCUUAUAGCAGUUAAUCCAUUCCAUAAAACGGAGCUGUACACGCCAGAGCAUUCUAAGAUUUACGUUGGAGCCAAAAGAACGUCCAACCCUCCUCAUAUAUAUGCAGUUGCAGACAUCGCAUAUCAGUCCAUGGUCUCCUGUAAUACUGAUCAGUGCAUUGUCAUCAGCGGAGAGAGCGGUGCUGGGAAAACAGAAAGCGCCCACCUAUUAGUCCAACAGCUGACCGUUCUUGGAAAGGCAAACAAUCGGACCCUCCAAGAGAAGAUUUUGCUGGUCAAUAGUCUGGUGGAGGCCUUUGGAAAUGCCUGUACUGUGAUCAAUGAUAACUCCAGUCGCUUUGGGAAGUAUCUGGAGAUGAAGUUCACAUGUGGAGGCACAGUAGUGGGAGCUCAGAUCUCAGAUUACCUCCUGGAGAAAUCCCGGGUCAUACACCAGGCCGUAGGGGAACGUAACUUCCACAUCUUCUAUUAUAUCUAUGCCGGUCUGGCAGAGAGGAAGAAACUCGGCCACUACAAGCUGUCAGACAGCAAAACUCCAAAGUAUCUCCACAAUGAGAAUGUUAAAUUAGUGCCUGACAUUGUGGGCAAUGCCUUCUAUAAGGAGCAGUUUGAGACAGUGGAGCAGUGCUUCAAAGUCAUCGGCUUCACACUAGAGGAGCUCGGGAGCGUUUACAGUACCUUAGCUGGGAUCCUAAAUGCAGGUGAUGUUGAGUUCACAUCAGUGGCUUCGGAACAUCAGAUGGACAAAAGCAACAUUUCCAACAUGGCAGUACUAGAGAGUGCUGCAUCGCUGCUGUGUAUCCGUGCGGAUGAGCUCCAGGAAGCGCUGACCUCUCACUGUGUGGUCACACGGGGCGAAACCAUCGUCAGGUCAAACACAGUGGAGAAGGCCAUUGAGGUACGGGACGCCAUGGGCAAAGCUAUCUACGGACGCCUGUUCAGCUGGAUCGUCAACCGCAUCAACUCUCUCCUGAAACCAGACAGCCAGUCAGGGGAGGAAGACAAAGGUCUGAACAUUGGUAUUCUGGACAUCUUUGGCUUUGAAAACUUUAAGAGGAACUCUUUUGAGCAGCUCUGCAUCAACAUCGCCAAUGAGCAGAUCCAGUUCUACUUCAACCAGCACGUCUUCGCCUGGGAACAGGAUGAGUAUCUGAACGAAGACGUGGACGCUCGAGUGAUUGAAUAUGAAGACAACCGGCCGCUGCUGGACCUGUUCCUUCAGAAGCCCAUGGGCAUGUUAGCACUACUGGACGAGGAGAGUCGCUUUCCUCAGGCUACUGACCAGACCCUCGUCGAGAAAUUUGAGGUCAACUUAAAAUCCAAAAACUUCUGGAGACCAAAGAGGGUUGAUCUGGGCUUUGGAAUCCAUCACUACGCAGGCAAGGUGAUCUAUAAUGCCAGUGGUUUUCUGGCUAAGAACAGAGAUGCUCUGCCCGCUGAUAUUGUUCUUCUGCUGAGGUCUUCAGAGAAUGAACUGAUCCGUAAACUGGUUACUCACCCGCUCACUAAAACAGGUAACUUGGCUCACACUAAGGGCAAGGCUGCUGGCUCUGCUCGUAUGGGCACACAACAAUCACAGCGCACCAUUAACUUUGCCAAGUUGGAAGGUCUUAUGUUGUUCAGUACUGUAUCAUUCACUGAGUCUUCCUCCCGGAAAUUAACUCCCACCCAUGACAAAUCAAUGCUUGCCUUGCCCGUUGACACUGUACAAACGGCGGAGAGCACGGGAGACACCACACAUCACCCCAGAGAGACCACCAACAUGAAGACUCAAACUGUAGCCUCUUACUUCAGAUAUUCUCUAAUGGAUCUGUUAUCAAAGAUGGUGGCAGGCCAGCCUCAAUUUGUGCGUUGCAUAAAACCCAACAAUGAUCGUCAAGCCUACAAGUUCGACAGGGAGAAGGUUCUGAUUCAACUACGCUACACUGGUAUUCUAGAGACAGCUAAGAUACGCAGACAGGGCUACUCUCAUCGCAUUCUCUUCAAUAACUUCAUUGAGAGGUACUCUAUAUUAGCAUUUAGAGCCAAUGAGGAGCCACCAAUGAAUCCAGAGACAUGUGCUGUUAUUUUGGAGAAGGUCAAACUAGAGAACUGGGUUCUGGGCAAAACAAAGGUCUUUCUUAAGUACUAUCAUGCAGAGCAGCUGAAUCUGAUGGUGAGGCAGACCACAGACCGGAUUGUUCUAGUCCAAGCAUAUGUACGAGGCUGGCUGGCAUUCAGACGAUACCGUUUGAUGCUGGAAAAGAGAGAACAAAGUGCUGUGGUGUUGCAGUCAGUGUGCAGAGGAUACCUGGCAAGGCAGAAAUACAAGGAGUUACUAGAUGAGAAGAUCAAAGCUGCUGCAAAGAUCCAGGCCCAUUACAGGGGACACAAAGAGAGGAAAAGCUUCAAGAGGAAAAAGGAAGCCAUGCAGAAGGAAAAAGCUGAGAAGACGGAAGAAGUGGUGGAGGCCCCAUCAGAAUCAGAAGGUCCAGUUUCAGAGGAACCUCCACAGGAAGGAGGUGAAGUGGUAAUGGAUGAUGCUGAUGAAAAGGCCGCUGUGGUCCUCCAGAGCAACUACCGAGGUUACAGAGAAAGGAAGAUAUACAAGGAGCGUCGGGAAUGGAAUAAGACCUUGACCGGGGAAGAGCUGGCCGUUUCCUCAUCCACCCCUGAAGAAGCCACUUCUGGAGAAAAUUUGGAUGUUAUACAAGAGGAAGUACAGGAGAAUAUAGAGGAAGAAGGGAAGGAGGCUGAGGAAGAGGCGGCGAGUGGAGGAGAUGAGAACAAUGAACAGGAAACCAAGGCAGCCACUGUUAUCCAGAGCAACUUCAGAGGUCAUAAAGAACGUAAAAGACUCCAAGAGGAGGGGAAGAUGCCGGUUAGAGGGAAGGAGACAAAGAGUCUUCCAGUUGAUGAGGAGCUUCCUAUUCCAGAUCCACCACCUCCAGAAGAACUGAUGGAAUUCACUGAGGAAAUGGAACAGGAAGAUGAGACCCCAGCUCAACCACCAGGAGAAGAUGAAGAAGCCAAAGCUGCUGUGGUUCUUCAGAGCAACUUCCGUGGCCACAAAGAGCGUAGAAGACUCCAGGAGGAAGGCAAAGUCCCCAAGAAAAAGACAAAUGAAGAUAUGGUUAAUCCAGAUGCUUCAGAACUAGACAUUUCUCUUGAGGAACUUCCACCACCUCCAUUAGAAUUCGAGCAAGACAGUCAGUCUCCAGGGACAGAUGAAGAACAUGCUGCAACUGUUUUACAGAGCAAUUUCAGAGGACACCAGGAGAGAAAGCGAUUGAGAGCAGAGAGAGAAGGAGCCAUUGGGAAAGAACAAGAAAUGGCACAAGAGGCGGAGGAGCAGGAGAACGAGGAAGCUCUGGACAUCACAGAUGUUCAGCUGGAACAGAAGGGGGUAGAAGAAGAGGAGGAUUCUCGGGCUGAGGAAGCCCAAUAUGAUGAGGAGCAGGCAGCCAUUAAAAUGCAGAGCAAUUUUAGAGGUUACAAAGACAGAAAGAACCUGAAAGCUACAUCACAAAAACAGGAUGAGGAAGUGGAGUCGCUCUUCAAACAGGUAACCAAUGCCUCUGAAGAUUACUUAUCACUGCAGAAGAAGUUAAAUGAAAUCAUCCUUGCCCAUCAGCUCAACCCCAGCAAAAAUGGAAUGUUUGUGAAAGGACAACCUAUGAAUGGCUACAUGGGCUGUUACCAGCCACCAGCCGACACAAAGCAGUCACGAACGUCUCGCCGCACACAACAGCCAAAGACCCUGAACACACCAGAGGACGCCACAUACUACACACUCAUUCACAGGUCUGUCCAGGAAGAUAAAAGGAGGCCAAGAAAACAAAGGUAAAUCAAUUAGAAGACAUGUUAUACUAAACAAAAAUGUGCCCUCUCCUGUAGCUGCUUUGCAGACAGAAUGACAAAAGCUGUGUUUGGAAUGGAAUACUAGUGUACCACAUAUUGCAUAUGACACAC
Messenger RNA from Sinocyclocheilus rhinocerous, 5173 nucleotides. It is a transcript of the gene myo3a, whose product is annotated as myosin IIIA. Gene Ontology annotation, cellular component: photoreceptor inner segment; filopodium tip; myosin complex. NCBI's taxonomy places the organism in Eukaryota, Metazoa, Chordata, Actinopteri, Cypriniformes, Cyprinidae. The transcript is spliced from 34 exons. Gene Ontology annotation, biological process: peptidyl-serine phosphorylation; regulation of actin filament length; sensory perception of sound. The record is from RefSeq and is a predicted model, not a curated record. The coding region runs from base 129 to 5048 and encodes 1639 amino acids. Gene Ontology annotation, molecular function: protein serine/threonine kinase activity; ATP binding; microfilament motor activity.